AUGAUUGCAAAAAUAUUAGGAUUGCGAAGAGGUUUGAUAUCUGUUAUAAAUAGGAGAUACCCCAGUGGAAAAUUAUUAACUUCACGACAUAACUACGCCGCCGGCCUUUUGAACCCGGCUAAAUACGGCUCAACAAGUCCAUUAGUAACGUCUGUCAGAACUUACCGCUGCGAUGCGCACAUGAACGAACUGCCGGUGCCGUGCGUACCUUGGGAGCCGUGGUACAGUGACAAGCAAAGCUUCUACAAUAAAGUCCUAGUUCUUGGCAUACUAUGGUGGAUAUUUUCUUUAGGCAUGAUGCUCUAUACCGACAGCAUAUACUUGAACUGGGGCCCGCCGCUACAACCCGGCCCUCCGAGUGAAGAAGUCGAAGAAUGCGACGACUCGGAAUAGUUAAUGUAAACCGUAUGCUGCUGGCAAUAAACUAAUUUUAGUUA
Helicoverpa zea (corn earworm) is the source of this 437-nucleotide messenger RNA. RefSeq lists its product as uncharacterized. The record is from RefSeq and is a predicted model, not a curated record. Lineage: Eukaryota; Metazoa; Arthropoda; Insecta; Lepidoptera; Noctuidae. The transcript is spliced from 4 exons. Bases 1 to 393 code for a protein of 130 amino acids.